Messenger RNA from Striga asiatica, 336 nucleotides. The record is from the annotation of a GenBank genome assembly. NCBI's taxonomy places the organism in Eukaryota, Viridiplantae, Streptophyta, Magnoliopsida, Lamiales, Orobanchaceae.
AUGGUGCGCUUCCAAAAUCGCAUGGCAAAUCUCUUCCCAGCACUUGUCGUGCUCGAAUCUAUUUCCCUUACCGUCCAGCUGGAUCUCCGGAAGCAUCCCGUCCGGCACGUGCGCGUCUUGUCUUCGGAGAACCCUUUGCGGUAUUUAGGAUUGGCUCCGCAAGGGGUGAAAGUCAUCUGGAGGUGGAUUGCGGUGUCGGGCUUACCGGACGGGCCCACAACUGUUAUCCACUCGUCGAUUAGGUCGCCGGACGCGAUUUUCUUCGCCGGCAUUGCCGCCACGCCGAUUAGGUCGGCUCCGAACAUGUCGUUAUCUUUCACCUCCAAUUCCACCUAA